Molecule: messenger RNA, 10868 nt
Organism: Patiria miniata (bat star)
Lineage: Eukaryota; Metazoa; Echinodermata; Asteroidea; Valvatida; Asterinidae
Product: protein furry homolog-like
Exons: 58
Coding region: 207-9896 (3229 amino acids)
Biological process (GO): cell morphogenesis; neuron projection development
Cellular component (GO): cell cortex; site of polarized growth
Source: RefSeq, a predicted model, not a curated record
CCAAAAUGAAACCGAGGUUUCAGAAGGUCUCGCAGACGUGACUGAAUCAAAAUGGCGGACACUUUUUAUGCCGUAAACUUAUUCUGAGAGAUUGUUCACCUCAAUGAGUCAACACAAAAAUGGACCGUGUUAGCAUGUUGCACCAGCCGUAACCAGGCUGCAAGAAAAUCCAUUGGCAUCUUUGUUCACAUUAACAUCAUCUCAAGAUGUCUCAGUCAGGAUCCCGGCGUAAGAAAUCCAAGAGCAUGACUACGUCAGUGUCGCAGAGUGAGAAUCUAACGGGUUCUACACUUAGUCUGGUGACAAGUGCAUCCUCUGACACCUUAUCCUUACCAUGGAUCAGAGUCAAUGAACCAGGCCUAGAGCGUGACCCAAGCACUACCUCUACCAUCAUGCUGGAUACUAACGUCAAACCGGGCCAGUAUGUACUGCAGAGUCUGUUUGCCGAGUUCACCAUUCAAGCUGAGAGGAAGAUUGAGAAGAUCAUGUCAGAGCCACUGGAGAGUCCCCUUGCUAAGUCAUUACAACGUGGGGAGGACCCACAGUUUGAUCAGCUUCUGAGUUCCCUGAGUGCAGUCUCGGAGCAUUGCCUGCCUUCUCUUCUCAAGACCCUGUUUGAUUGGUACGAGCUUCAGAAUGAAGACGAGGGAGCCAGAAGACAAAAGGGUUCAUCUGGCAAAUCCAAGGGGGAAAAAGACUAUGUCUCUGAAAGAAGGGAUUUGGCAGUGGACUUUCUCUACUGUCUGGUGCUGAUCGAGGUGUUGAAGCAACUCCCCCUGCAUCCCGUCCCAGAAAAACAACUCAAUCACAUCGAGACCCUUGCCUUCAAACACUUCAAACAUAGAGACAGCCUUCAAGCAGGCCCAAACACAGAGAAUUUCCACAUCAUUGCUGACCUGUAUGCAGAGGUUCUGGGGGUCCUGGCAAAGACGAGGUUUAUGUCUGUCCGUAAACGCUUCUUGAUCGAGCUGAAAGAACUGCGCUCGGAACCACAGAACGUUCAGACAACACAGGCCAUCAUCAGCCUGAUCAUGGGUAUGAAGUUCUACCGUGUCAAGAUGUUCCCGGUGGAGGACUUUGAGGCUUCCUUCCAGUUGCUUCACGAGUGCGCCAACUACUACUUAGAAGUCAAAGACAAAGACAUCAAGCAUGCCCUGGCAGGUCUGCUGGUGGAAAUACUGGUACCCGUGGCAUCGUGUGUCAUGAACGAGGUCAACAUUCCCGUCCUCAAGAACUUUGUGGAUAAGCUCUACCAGACCACGCUGGACCAAUGCAACAAGAAGAAGCACGCCCUGGCCGCCUUUCCUCUACUCACCUGUCUGCUCUGUGUCAGCCAGAAACAGUUCUUCCUCUCCAACUGGUGCAAUCUGCUGAAUUUGUGUCUGUCCCCACUCAACAAGCACCGUGAUCCUAAGAUGUCCCGUGUAGCCCUGGAGAGUCUCUACCGCCUCCUCUGGGUGUACAUCAUCCGUAUCAAAUGUGAGAGCAACACCACCACCCAUCUGCGUCUCCAGAGCAUCGUCAACUGCCUCUUCCCCAAGGGUUCCCGCAAUGUGGUCCCCCGGGACACUCCACUCAACAUCUUUGUCAAGAUCUUGCAGUUUAUUGCUCAGGAGAAGCUGGAGUUUGCCAUGAGGGAUGUCAUCUUUGAUCUGCUGGGGGUCAACAGUAAACAGAGGGUGUUGUGCCCAGAGCGAAUGAACAUUGGCCUGCGCGCCUUUCUGGUCAUCGCAGACGACCUCCAACAGAAAGACGGCGUGCCUCCGAUGCCCACCACGACCCGCAUCAUGCCCUCGGGUAACACCCUCCGCGUCCGCAAGACAUUCCUCAACAAGCAGCUCACGGAAGACGCAGCCAAGAGUAUCGGUGUUCUCCCGUACUAUCCCAGCAUCCGCAAGGCAGUGGAUGUCAUCAUAAGGUCCUUAGAUGCAGCGGUGGGACGGGCUCUGCUGAUGACCAAUGCGCAGUGCCUGAACAAAGAACUGGAUGAUCUCAUGACGAGUGAACGUCGUCCCAAGAUUGAGCUGUUCCGUACCUGUGUGGCAGCCAUCCCUAGGAUCAUCCCUGAUGGGAUGAGUAGGAAGGAUUUACUGGAGCUCCUUACCAGACUGACAGUUCACAGAGAUGAUGAACUCAGAGGGUUGGCUUUUACAUCGCUUCAGAACAUGGUCCUGGACCUCCCAGGAUGGCGCGAUGAACUGCUGAACUGCUUCAUCAAUUUUAUCCUUCGUGACAUCACAGACACGUUCCCGCUGAUCCUGGAGAGCGCCCUCAAGAUGCUACUGCAGCUGCUGUCGCAGUGGCGGACAGCCGUCCAGAGCAAAGAGGAAAAGGGUCCAGUCAAGUCCCCGUAUGAGCGUAACCCCCAUGCUAGCAUCCUGAACACCGCUGAGGGCUUUGCCUUGGUCUUCCUGUGCAGCUGUCGACCGCUGGUCCGUCGCCUCAGCUACUUCCUGCUCAAGGAAGUACGGGCGCUCUUUGGAACACUGGGAUACUCAAGGAUUGAUGAUGACGCAGUCAUUGAUGUUGUAGACAAGGCCUGCCCCGGCGUAGUGGAAGGAUUUCUCAACCAACUCCCUCCUGCCGAAAAGGCCACCAUCACAGCCUUGUCCAAUAUUGACCUCCACUGGGUAGUCGAACGCUCCAUCAACCAAUGGUCAGGCAGUACCUACGAGUCAACGCCCAGCGACUCUAUCGGCAAGUCGCUAUCCAGCCGGGGCAUGGGCGGCUUCAACCCCUGGAUCACCUGCCUGGCCAGGUUCUUUGACAGCAGCUGCUUGCCGCACUUCUGCCCAGCGGCAAUCAGUCAGGCCUGGCCGGUGGUACACGCUAGGCUAACCCAGCUCUACACUCACAUAGACCCCAACGCUCCAUCGGAGGGUCGUACCUCCAUCCGUUCCAAGAAGACCCUCAAUCCUAUGGAGGAGAACAUCUCACUCUGGAGGAACUACUUAGUCUUUGCCUGUAGCUGUGCCCCACCCAGCACGGGAUACCAAACGCCUAGACGCUGCAUGUCACCUGACCCAACCAGUGGGCCUUCAGGUGAAAUGGCCCACGUGGACCGAUCGGAGGUCAAAGGUUACAUCCUGUCCACGGGGGUCUCGGCUGGUAUCCUGUUCAAGAUGCUGGUUCCUUUAAUCAAGUGUGACAACACGGACACCAGGGAAGCUGUGGUGAAUGGCCUGGGAUGGACCUCUUCUGUGGCAUUAAAGGAUCUGCUUGAUGAACUUCAACCUUUCAUCAAAGAUGCAGUGGAACGGAAAACGGAGAACAUGCGAAGGAAGAGAAGACGAGAUUUCUUGCGGGUCCAUCUCAUCAGGGUAUUUGAGCUUCUGGCUGAACAUGGUGUAUUCAGAGAAAGUUUCAGUGGCAGUUUGAACAAGGAUGGCCAGACCUUACACAACGCCUCAGUCCUCGCUGAUUACAUCGAGAACAUGCGUCUGGUGCUGGAGAGCGAGGGCGACAAAGACUCACCAACGCUGCAUGAGAUCAGGCUGCACUACAGCGGUCUGGUGGCUAGGCUUAUCAAAAGUAUACCAGCUGAGAACCGUUUCAACGUUCUCCCGAGGGACGUACGCUACAGUGUCUUCUUCCUGUGUGGCUCCCUUUGUCGCAAACUGGGCGUGACGUACGGCGCGGUGGAUAGGAGUCCUACCUACAAGGACGAACCGAUCACUGACCUAGAAAUGGAAGCAUUGCAGGCUAUGUGUGGUCUGCUAGUCAGUGGAGAAGUCUUCGACUCCAAUGCAUUAUCUCAGGAGGGCUACUUGUACACAUGGCUGGAUAAUCUGCUCAACUAUAAUGAUGAACGGGUUGUCCAGCUAGGCAAGGAGACAGUGCUGCUAUUACUACAGAACAAUCCCCAGCAACCUAUGGUACUAAGAUGGGCCAUCUAUAGGUGCUACACAGGACCUGCGCAGGUGGCUAAUGGCUACUUCCAAGCCAUGGCAUCGGUGUUCAAUAACAAUAGAGAGGGCAACAGCAAUCACAGUCACUACCCAUGUGAGGUCAUCCCAACCCUGUGCGUGGUCCUCUUCAAGACAGCUGAUCCUUACAGCACGGUGCGCUCUACCGCCUUGCAACUCCUUCAGGUGUUGGACAAACGCUUCUUUGGCUCUGGCGGGGUCAAGAGCAAGCUACAGCCGACCUACGGCAAGUCUCACAAGACGCUGUCCCAUGACCUGGCACGGCUGCAUCCUGAACUCACCUUGGCUGUCUUUUCUGAAAUCACGGAGCGUUUUGAAUCUGCACCCCUCACCCAUCGCAAUGUCAUGCUGGAGAUCCUCCUCCCAUGGCUGUACAACGUUGAGCUGGUCGGAGAGUCGAGCCGCGAUGGCACAGCCCUAGGCAAGCAUGAGAGAGACACUGACCCAGAGGACCAGGAUCACGGUAGCCCAUUCAAGACCUGCGGCUGGGGAUCCAAAAAGGCAUCUGAUAUCGUGCUGAAUAACCUCUUCUUUAUUACAUCCGAGAAUGGCGACGACCACUCCCAAGAACUGGAGCAACUCUGGGCAGCCCUGUGCACCUGCUGGUCUGGUAACCUGCGUCUCAUCCUGAAUUACCUGAUGACAUUAGCUGGUAUCAUGACCAACCCGGACCUGCUACCCUAUGUCAAGCAUGUGAUGACCUGCAUUGCCCAAGCCAAGCCCCAGAAACUGAUGGACGAACUCAUGAAGGAAAUGUUCUCCAUUGAGCUGGUCAACUCCAGCGUGGAACGGAUCGAGGAGGCUCCAUACUUCCAGCUCUUCAACCAGAACAAAUUCACCACGGCCUCCCCCGAAAUGGGGAGUACAUCGUCCCUGCCUGACAAGGUGCAGAAGGUGGAAGCGAGCCGUACCACUUCGGAUAAAGGGGUGUUUCACAGGAGGAGCAGCAGCGGAGGGACGUUGGAGAAAGCAUCCACUCCACAAAGUGGGAAGUCAUUGGCUUCUCAGACAUCCUCACAAGAAAUCUGGAAAGAAAGAGAUAAAUCAGACAGCUCCAUGCAUCACAGUAACAGCAGUCUGGCUACACUGACCAGCACAUCCACACAUAGCAGUGACCAAUCAAUGGCUGGGGUGGUAGAUAAAGCAAGAUUGUCUCAAGCCAUCAAAGAAGAAGAAGAAGAAGAUGAUGAGACAUCAACCAACCCAACCAAGACCGGUGAGACCCUACAGGAUCAGUUCACACAUUGGAGGAAUCAGUUCCUUGGUGUGGGCAUGGUGCUACCGCUGCCUGUACCUGAUGAGGUCUACUGCGCACCUCUCUCGGAGUAUAUUGAUGAUAUUGAGGCACCACCUUCAGGUUCGCUUUUCAGGUGCAAUCUUGCCACUGUGCUGAUGACAGACCUGGUCUCGGAGAACCUGGACAUUGAUUGGUCCAUCCACCUGCCUCAGAUCCUACAUGUUCUGUUUCUUGGUUUGGACCAUUCCUGGCCCACUGUGCAUGAGCACUGCAAGUGUCUCUUAUUGAAGCUCUUGAUAGCUCUAUCCCCUCACAAUGACUACGUCUAUGUAGCACAGAUGUUGCUAUCUCACCAAGUCAUCAGUGAUCUGCAUGCGCUGACUGAGGCUCACGUACCACUCAAGGAAUACAACUUCACAGGAGGCAUUGUUUCCAACACCAGCACCCACCCAGCUGACAACAUCCCCUCGGACCUCCAAGAACUGAUCGGCCUAGGCUCCACAACCACCAUCAGCGCAGGGUCCACCAUCUCCGUGUCCAGCGCGGGCAGCGCGGCCACGGUCAUUCCCUGUGGGGUCAGUGGUGCCGUCCAGAUCAAUGUUGACCAUCUCAGGGGGGAUGAUGAGACCGCCAAAGCAUUGAUGGAAUUCCUGGUGACACGGAAAUGUCGCCCUCUAUGGAGCUGCGAGGAGAUCACCCCCAAGGUCUUCUCCAUCAAGAGCGCGGAGCAGAUUGAGAUUUUCCUGAGACACGUGGUCCGUGUCUUCCAGGGUAGCGUGAGAGGAGCUCACCUGGAGCAACGUUGGGCCCAGCUAGCUCUAUCCAUGGCCCUGUCAUGUCCAUCUAGGCAUUAUGCUGGACGCUCCUUCCAGAUAUUCCGUGCUCUCAACAUCCCUCUGUCAUCUCGGAUGCUGUCCGAGAUUCUGUCCCGAUUGGUUGAGACGGUAGCAGAACAAGGAGAGGAAACACAGGGUUAUGUGACUGAGAUUCUUCUGACCCUAGAGGCAUCCAUCGACGUCCUCUCAGCCGAUCUGGUCUUCACAGAUCACCGCGAGCGCGGCAAGACGGGCUCCUCACGCAAGAACGACUUCCGCAAAUCCACCAGUAACUUGUACAACCUGCCCGGUGGGGCGUGUGGGUUUGAUAACGUCAAGCGUCACUCUAUAUCAUCAGCCAAGAUGAUGGAGAAUGCAGCUAAUGCUGCUAGUAACGGCUCCACAGAGAUGAGAGGUUACUCGGAGCACAGAGCUCGCAGCAACACAGCCAGUGAGAUAGACAAGCCACGCUUCCACCGCUCACGUAGCACUCAAUCACUCAAGAUGGGAGAGAGUAGCAUCGAGGAUCGACUCAAUCUACUGACUCAGAUCUUCUGGAUCUUUGUCUCCUUGCUGGAGUCUGACUACGAGUAUGAGUUCCUGAUGUCACUACGAUCGCUGGAUAAGUUGAUGAAGCACCUACCUCUAGACCGUCCUGAAAUCAAGAACAAGCUGGAGCAUGUGUUGUCUCAACUGCAAUGGGAGGGCUUCCCUGGACUGCAGGCUCUGCUGCUCAAGGGCUUCACGUCCAUCGUGACUAGCGACAUGACUCUCCUGCUGGUCUCCAGACUGAUUGGCCACACCCACCUGCGUGUCGUGGACCCCACCCAGGCUGGGGGAUUCCCCAUGAACAUCGUGGCGCUCCUGCCGUAUCUGAUCCAGCAUUUUGAUCGUCCAGAUACCUUAGCCAACGAGAUUGCAUACAACAUUGGUAGAGUGUGCCAGGAACGGUACACCCGGAUGGCGCCGCUCUCCACGGUUCUGACCAUGUACAGAGACAGAACCUACAACAGAGACAGUAAGGCUUGGACCAGCGUGGUCUGCCGCUACAUCCACAAUGCUUACUCCCAAUUCAGCAUAGCCAUGAUGACAUUCCUUAUAGAGGUUUUGGAGAAAGGUCCCAUGUGCAAUCAGGCACCUGUCCUGCAGAUUGUGUACAAUCUGAUCCACAAUAUUGACCUGAUGGCGGCCCCCAUGCAACAGGUCAAUGAUAACCUGCUCAGAGUCAUUGCUAAAUAUGUGCAGGGAGUUCACUGGCAGGAAUCUCUGAACAUCUUGAAGGUAGCCGUCUCCAAAUCCUCCUCCCUGGUCAAGCCUCCAGCCAUCCCUGAGGAGGGCAUGGGCAAGAGGUCAUCAUCCCUUGACCUGGAUGGAAGGAAGGAACUACCGGGACGCACUAUGGAGUUCACCUUUGACCUUUCCAAGGUGGUCGACCCUGAUGUGUCUAACACGCCAGUAAUUCGUCGCAAGUUUCCCUCCAUGCUUACCAUAACCACAUCCUUCAGUGAUGAGUCAGCUGCCAGCACACAGAGCAGUGAUGACAGUAGUAUGAGCACCGAACCAACCGAGGUCUCCCACUUAACAGGUGGCGCAUCCAACGGCAAUUCAGCCUCAGCCAAUCAGAGCAUAGUCCCAUCAGCCUGGCGUAAACCCCAGCUGUCCAUGCGUCGGACCAGAGAGAGACUGGUCAACGUACUCAACGCGCUGGGCCAGAAGGUUGGGCUACCCAGAAGCCCAUCGGUGAUAUUCAGUUCCACCAGUGACAUCACCCAGGAGCGACAGAACAGUCUCUGCUCCUCCUCAGAAUCCACCUCCCUGGUGGACGCCAUGAACUCUGACAGCAAGCAGGAGGAAGGAGGCGACAUCCCGCUGCUUAAAGUCUUUGAUUUCUUGGAAGGGGAGGAAGGGGAACAAGGGGAUGAGAAGGGUUUCAAGUUCAACUGGUACCACAGCCGCAUGUCCUUGGAGGAGAUGGACCCUACCAACAACCCUAACCCUGACAGUGAGGACAUCAAAGAUGAGUCCUCAGAUGAUGAGAACUCGGAUCUGCCUGGUGCCGAAGAGAAUUCAGCCAGUCUGGAUGCGGCCUCCAGCAUGCGCAAUCUGUACUCGGCAGACGCGGGACCAGCCUUGGAUCCAAUGGACAACAGAAGCAGUCCGACACCAUCCAAUGCAAGUAGCACCAGCGAUCUCGACAGCAUCGCCAAUUCCCCCGUUGCCCUGACAACCACCCACUCCUCCUCCUUCCUGUACAUCCCCGUGGACGAAGUGGAAGAGGCCUGGCGGGCCCACGUCGACAACGUCAUGCGGGACCUGAGCGGCCGCUGCGCCGUCAACACGUUCCAUGUCUUCACGCAGCUCUACAAGGUCAUGCAGCAACGUUUCUGUAACCUCACCAGGGAGGCUUGCAACUAUCUCGGGGACAAACUCAGAGAUAUUGCUCUUCAAUUCCUCAGUACCCUAGAUCUCCUGACUACCCACGCCGAGUGCCCCUAUGUCUACAUUGACACUGAGACGCUGGUGGCUUGCCGACUGCUAGAGAGACACAAGUACUGUGUGAUUGAGCUGCAUGAACACUAUGACACUUACAUCUCCAAGAGAGAUCUGACGGUUGAGUGUUUGGAUUCCAUCAAGGCAUCACUAAAAAUGCAGAGUCUAGGAGCUCAGGAUAUGUCUGGACCAACAGGGGAUGAACAGGAAAUGACUCAUAUUAACACCCAAAUUGAGCUGUGUCGUCGACUGUACCGUCUGUACUUCCAGUUACGCAUGUUGUUUGACAGCUAUUGCAAGCUGAUACAGACUCUGAAUGCUGCUCGUCAGGCGCUAAAGGUGACUGAUUAUUCCCAAGACGUCUCAGCAGCCAAGGAGGAGCUGAUCCAGGCCUCUGAGGAGCUCGAGAGUGGCCAGGCUUCCUUGUCUCCUGAGGUAGAUACCUCUAGGAUGUCACCAGAGACGGCGCUGAGAACUCUGGCUGAACAUCUUGGGAAUAGACAGCUACGUCUUGCUCUUAGACUGCUGCACGUCUACAGGUCCAUGUGGUCAGGUGACCUGUUUGGAUCCAGUGAGGAAGACGACUUGGAUGUUCUUUUGGCGCUGUUUUGCAAGCACCUGUCUGAGGGCAAAACAGGAGUAUUGGUUGUGACUCGAUCGAGCACCGACCUGGAAGACGCUUCCCAGAGGCUGAUGGACACCAACAUGCAGCUCAUGGCUUCCCUGAGGAAAGCAGAAACCAUGGAGACCAAAGAAGUGGUGACCUCUCCGAUCUUUGAGAUCAAGAAGGUAGUCAUCGCUGAGGUACCAGACCCAAAGCCUGUCCAAGAGGAGGAAAAGGGCUCCAACGAGGUUCCCGAGAUCAAGAAAGAGGAGGAUGAUGCCGAUGAGAAGGCUGUCCAACCAGAUCUGGGUGCCACUGCCGCUGCCGCUGAGAUCAGCCAAGACACCACCUUCUUGGACAAUUUGAAAGAGACUCUCAUAGAAGGUCCUGGGGGCGACGUGGAUGACUCGGCAAGGUCCAGCUUGGACGGAGGACAGCCAGAAAUGGUUGAAAAACCUGCUGUGCUUGAUUCUGAGGACACCGUGAGAAUGAGAGACUUACCUUAUCAGGGGAGAAAGACUUCAGCAGGAAGUCUUAGAAUCAGGUCCACUGAUGACCCGCUCAUACUGGAUGACAUUGGUGCAACAGCAAUGACCAGGUCGCGAUCGGCAGAGCAGAUCCGAGAGCGGUCCCCCAGCUCUAGGUCAGACUCCCAGUCCAGGCAUUCCCAGGAGUUAGAGAGGCCAUCCUCUGGAGAGAUGGAGGGGGAAGUCAGGCCAGAAUCAGCUCCUGAGGAAACUCAGGAGAAGGGUAACCCAGCUGGAGGUCAGAAAUCAAGACCGGUGUCUCAAACCUCACAAGAAAGCAUCAGCACAGACCUGUGAGACUAUUUUAGGAGUUGUGACUUUUACAAAAGAAUGUUGAAAAGACAUAAUCUUGAUGGUUGAGGUCUGAGCUUGCCAGUAUAUCUUUCAGACUUUACCUGUGUUCAGGUUUUCUUGUCUUAAGUAUCGCUACAAGUACAAAUGUUUAUGUAUAUCAGGCAUGAAUUCAAAGUAAUAGCUUUUUAUAAACAUAAUUCAUGUACAUCUACGUUUAUAUAAGUGAUGUUUUCAUUGGCUGAGGAGCAGAGAGUUUCAGGCACAUGAUACAUAUGAUUGCAUUACAAUAGACAUUUGCUAGGAGACAUGUAUUGAUUAACAGUGAAACACAGACAGUGCAGGACUGAAGUUGCGUGAACUCCGCAUUAAAGUUGCAAAAUGUGAUUAUGAAGCCCAAAAGAAUCACACCAACAUCUGGUCAUAUUCUCCUCUCUAGCUGACGAAUACAAGCUACAUGAUAGGUGAUGAAGAACACAAUUCAGACCUGAUGUAUUUAAAGGAACAAAAAAGCUCGUCCCAUGUUGCGUAGAGUUAACCUGGUCACUGUAAUAAUUGUACUUAGUCCUAAUUAUAACUACUAGGAACAGCCAGCACAUUGUUUUGCAUUGUGUUUGUUAUUUAUAUCAAAUUUCUGGUAAAGUGUUGUAUGGCCAGCCAUAGUGUAUUUUCAGCAAGUAUUUAAGAUUCAGAAUUUAUAUCUGUAGAUAAUGUGUGUAAUACUUGUCUUGCAUAUCUCAUUGUUUUGUAUUUUGUUUGCUUAGAAAGAGAACAAAGGGUAAACUGCGGAACAAAAUCACUUGUCUAAAGAAAGAUGAUGAUUUGAAUAUGAAACCAUACUAACUGGUACAUGCUUCUACAGUUGUGAAGUAAAUAUUGCAAUAUUUUGUGUGCAGUUUUUUCCGCAAAUGUGGCAUUAUGUAUAAUGAGUCAUGUGUAACUUUUUCUGAUUCAGUGCUCUUGAAUGUGAUAGAUAGA